Anguilla anguilla (European eel) is the source of this 6029-nucleotide messenger RNA. It is a transcript of the gene nup98, whose product is annotated as nucleoporin 98 and 96 precursor. Lineage: Eukaryota; Metazoa; Chordata; Actinopteri; Anguilliformes; Anguillidae. The record is from RefSeq and is a predicted model, not a curated record. Bases 235 to 5754 code for a protein of 1839 amino acids. Gene Ontology annotation, cellular component: nuclear pore; nuclear pore cytoplasmic filaments. Gene Ontology annotation, molecular function: structural constituent of nuclear pore. The transcript has 34 exons. Gene Ontology annotation, biological process: protein import into nucleus; post-transcriptional tethering of RNA polymerase II gene DNA at nuclear periphery; RNA export from nucleus.
GUGUAAUUGUCUAGAUGUCUGCACGUUUGAGAGUGACUGGGAUUGUGUGACGUUAGCUUAGCAACCAGCACAUGCAUGACACGGUGUCAUCACACCUGGUCUGCCAGACUAAUCCGUUUAGCAUGAUGAGUAACUGGUCAGCUAACCAACUCGCCAUGUUUAGACCGAUGACGACGGUUUCAGUGUUUCUGAAUAGGUUUUAGACGCAUGCAGUCCGGAUAGUGAAAACAGAAGAUGUUCAACAAAUCUUUCGGCGCCCCGUUCGGGGGCGGCACCGGGGCGUUCGGCACUUCGUCCACGUUUGGUCAACAGAACACUGGUUUCGGAGCCACGGGUGGUUUUGGGGCCUCUGCCUUUGGGGCCACUAACAGCACCGGGGGACUGUUUGGUGCCACGCAGAACAAGCCAGUGGUGACAGCAAACCCUCAGCCCAGCUUCACUGGAGCGGGUCGAGGAGGCGGCCUCUUCGGCUCCAGCACCUUCAGCCAGCCGGUGACCUCGUCCACCAGCACCGGGUUCGGGUUCGGGGCGGCCGGCGGGACGACCAACAGCCUGUUCGGCAGCGCCGGCGCCGGGGGCGGCCUCUUCUCCCAGCAGAACAAUGCCUUCGCCGCCAACAAGCCCGCCUCCUUCGGCACAGCCUUUGGCACCAGCACCAGCAGCGGGGGCCUGUUUGGGACGACCAACACCAACUCCAACCCCUUCGGCGGGGCGUCAGCGUCCCUGUUCGGGCCCUCGGGGUUCACCGCCACGCAGUCGGGGACGACGCUCAAGUUCAACCCUCCCUCAGGAAGUGACACGAUGGUGAAAGGGGGCGUGACCACCAGCAUCAACACCAAGCACCAGUGCAUCACGGCCAUGAAGGAGUACGAGAACAAGUCUCUGGAGGAGCUGCGGCUGGAGGACUACCAGGCGGGGCGGAAGGGCCCCUCCAACCCCAUGGCCGCCGCCACCGGCGUGCUUUUCGGGGGCGCCGCCGCGGCCACGCCCAGCACCGCCGCCGGCCUCUUCGGCUCGUCCGCCACCAACACGGGCUUCUCCUUCGGCCAGAACAAGACCUCCUUCGGAACCAGCACGGGCGCGUUCGGCACCGCCACGGGCAGCCUGUUUGGCGCGCAGCCGCAGCCGGCCCAGCAGGCCUCCAGCCUCUUCAGCAAGCCCUUCGGCCAGCCCACCACCACCCCCAACACCGGCUUCUCCUUCGGCAACACCAACACCAUGGGCCAGCCCAACACCAACAGCAUGGGUCUGUUUGGAAACACGGUGGCGUCCCAGGCGGGGGGUCUGUUUGGGAACACGGCCAACACCAGCACGGCCACCGCCUUCGGCACCGGCACCGGGCUGUUCGGCCAAACCAACACCGCCUUCGCCACCGGCACACCGAACCUGUUCGGCAACAAGACGGCCGGGUUCGGCACCACCACCACCAGCGCCCCGUCCUUCGGCACUGGCACCGGCCUGUUUGGGAACAAGCCCACCCUCACCCUGGGCACCAACACCAACACCUCCAACUUCGCAGGCUUUGGCGCUAACACGGCGGGCGGAGGCCUCUUCGGGAACAAAACGGCGACGGGAGGGCUGGGGACCGGCCUGGGGACCGGGUUUGGGGCCGCUGUGGGCACGGGCCAGACAUCUCUGUUUGGGAACACCCAGAACAAGCUGGGCUCCGCCCUGGGCACGGUGGGGGCGUUCGGGGCCCCGGGGUUCAGCACCGGCACCAGCGGCCUGGGGUUCGGGGCCCCGCAGCAGCCUGUCGCUCUGACAGACCCCAACGCGGCGGCCGCCCAGCAGGCUGUGAUGCAGCAGCAGAUCAACGCUCUGGCCUACUCGCCCUUCGGAGACUCCCCCCUCUUCAGGAACCCCCUGUCUGACCCCAAAAAGAAGGAGGAGCGUCUCAAACCCACCAAUCCAGCGGCCCAGAAGGCGCUGACCACGCCCACUCACUACAAGCUGACCCCGCGGCCGGCCACCAGGGUGCGCCCUAAGGCCCUGACCUCCUCCAGCUCCUCCAAGUCCCAGCUGUUCGACGGCCUGGACGACGACGAGCCGUCCCUUAGCAACGGCUCCUUCAUGCCCAGGAAGAGCAUAAAGAAGCUGGUGCUGAAGAACCUGAACGGCAGCAGCCUGUACUCCGCCGUGGGCCGGGAGACGGAGGAGCUGGCCUCCCCUGCGGAGUACCCCGAGAACGGGCUGAGCGUGCCGGAAACCAGGCCCCAGGAGGAGGAGGAGGCGGAGCCCGAGAGGGCGGAGGAGGAGCUGGAGGAGGUGACCAAGUUCUACACCAACCCCAUCGCCAAGCCCAUCCCACACCCGCUGGAGGGCAGGCUGAGCCGGCAGAGCCAGGCCCUGCAGGACACCAUCGCCGAGCUGAACGUCCGGCCCGCCGGGGCCUCCAACGGCCUGGAGCUCAGCAGCGAGGACGCCUCCCUCGCCGACGACUCCGCCCAGGAGGAGCAGGAGCCCGACGCCCCCCCGGCCCCGCAGCACCCCGCUGGCAUCGUCCUGGGCAGAGUGGGGUACUACACCAUCCCGUCCCUGGAGGAGCUGGGCAGCAUGCUGAACGAGAACGGCGACUGCCUGGUGGAGAACUUCACCGUGGGCCGGAAGGGUUACGGCUCCAUUUUCUUCCCUGGGGAGGUGAACCUGACCGACCUGAACCUGGACGAGAUCGUGCACUUCCGGCGGAAGGAGGUCAUCGUCUACCCCGACGACAAGGCCAAGCCCGCCGUGGGAGAGGGCCUCAACAGGCGUGCGGAGGUGACGCUGGACGGGGUGUGGCCCAACGACAAAACCACCUGCACACAGAUCAAGAGCCCCGAGCGCCUGGCGGAGAUGAACUACGAGGGGCGUCUGGAGAACGCCUGCCGCAAGCAGGGGGCGCGCUUCCUGGACUACCGGCCCGAGACCGGCUCCUGGGUGUUUGAGGUGGCCCAUUUCUCCAAGUACGGCCUCCAGGACUCCGAUGAGGAAGAGGAGGCUCCGCCCGCCAAAACGGACCCAAAGAAGCUGAAGACCGCUGCCGCAGUUCCGCCCCCCCAGCAGCAGGUGGCGCUCAAUGGAAAACCCACACCACAGAGCACAGCCGUGCUGGAGCUCCUGUCCCGGGCCUCGGAGGUGGACAGCGACAUGGCGGACAUCACGCAGGAGCUGCCCGCAGACAGCGUGCUGGACGGGGACGACCAGGACAGCGGCCCGCUGGAGGACACCCCCGCCGAACCCGAGCCCGUCUCCGUCUCCUCACACAUCGCCUCUGCCAAGGGCAUCAACCCCCACGUCCUGCAGAUAAUGAAGUCCUCCCUGUUCAUGGAGGAUGAGGAGGGAGAGCUCUUCCCCAGGCUGGGAUUUAGCCUGUCUUCCCCGGGAUUCGACCAAUCAAAGGACCUGGGCUCGCCUCGUCUCCUCCUGCCCCCCCAACAGGGGCGACCGUCCGGAGGGCUGCUCCAGGCCCGGUUCAGCACGGGGGCGGGGCUGUUCUCCCAGCUCCCCGAGGCCCCGUUCGGGGGCGUCCCCCAGCGGCUGUCCCGGACGUCCGCGGCGGACGCGUCGCGCCUGUCCCCCUGGCCCUCGCCGGGGCCCUCGUUUCGGCUGCCCGCCCCGGCCCCCGAGCCCUCGCUGCGCACGGUGGGCACGCAGCGCCAGCCGGACCUGGUGCCCGCGGGCAGCUCGGUGGCGCGGGACAAGGGCAAGCUGCUGAUGGACGCCGCCCUGUUCAUGGGCCGCUGCUUCCGCGUGGGCUGGGGGCCCAACUGGACCCUGGCGCACUGCGGGGACCCCCUCAGCGGGCCCGCCGGGGCCCCACAGGACCCCCCCGCCCAGGCCCUGGAGUUCGGCUUCCUGCCCAAACUGGCCAAGAGCGCACAGGUUUCGGAGAGCCCCUUCCGGGUGCAGGUGGAGCGGGUGGUGGACGCGGAGCGGGGGGCGAGCGAGGAGGCGCUGGCGCUGUUGCGCCGCCCCCUGGAGAUCGAGCUGAAGCACAGCAGGGUGAGCGCGGAGGGGGCGUGUCCCUUCGUCCAGCCGGCCCCCGGGGUGGACGCCCUGCACGAGUACGCCGACUGGAUCAGCGAGGUCACCGCGGAGACCGGCGCUGCUGAUGGCACGGUGCAGCACUGGCGGCUGGUGUGGACUCUGUGCGCCGCGCUGUGGGGGCGGCUGGGGGAGGCGGAGCCGGAGGCGGAGGCGGAGCCCGUGGGGGGCUACGCCCACCAGCUGGAGCGGAGGCGGAGCUUCUCGGCCUGGCUGGCCCGCUGCGCCGCCCCGCGGGUGGAGGAGGAGGUGGAGGGCGUGACCUCCGCCCCGCACCAGGGCCACGUGGACGCCAUCUUCAGCUACCUGACCGGCCGCCGGCUCAGCGAGGCCUGCAAGCUGGCACAGAGAUCCGGGGACCACCGGCUGGCCCUGCUGCUGUCCCAGGCGGGGGGGUCCCACUUCAGCCGGGACCUGCUGGCCAUGCAGCUGGCGGACUGGAGCGGGCUGCAGACGGACUCCUUCGUGCAGGAGGAGAGGCUGCGCAUAUUCGCCCUGCUAGCGGGGAAACCGGUGUGGCAGACGUCGGACAGCUGUGUGAACGUGUGCUCUGAGCUGGACUGGCAGCGUUGUCUGGCCGUGCACCUGUGGUACCUGCUGCCCCCCACCGCCUCGGUCGCCGACGCGCUCAGCAAGUACCAGGCCGCCUUCCAGGGCACCAGCGAGGGGCAGAAGUACGCCUGCGCCCCCCUCCCCCCGUACCUGCACCACCUGGAGGAGGAGCCAGAGGAGGAGGGGGAGGAGCAGAGGCCGCUCUACGACAUCUGCUUCCACCUGCUCAAGCUGUACAGCGACCGCCACUACAGCUUGCAGCAGCUGCUGGACCCCUGCACGGUGACCAGCGACCGGCUGGACUACCGCCUGAGCUGGCACCUGUGGAACGUGCUGCAGGCGCUGCACUACACGCACCUGUCCCAGCAGCACCAGGGCCUGCUGCACGCCAGCUACGCCGCCCAGCUGGAGAGCGCGGGACUCUGGGAAAUGGCCGUCUUCGUGCUGCUGCACAUACCCGACCCCACGCAUCGCGAGCGGGCGGUCCGAGCGAUGCUGGACCUGCACUGCCCCCUGGUGGAGACGGAGGACUCUGCGGAACGGGAGCACUUCCUGACGGAGAAGCUGCUGGUUCCGGUGCAGUGGAUCCACGAGGCCAAGGCCACGCGGGCCCACCGGGAGGGAGACCGGCACCGGGAGGCCCUGCACCUCUACAAGGCGGGGCACUGGAACCAGUGCCACAGGCUGGUCAUCCAGCACCUGGCCUCAGAUUGCAUCAUCAACGAGAACCACGACUACCUGCUGGAGUUCCUGGAGGGCCUGUCUGCUCCGGAGCGCUGCGUGCAGAUCCAGGACUGGCCCACGGUCGGCCGCGUGUUCCUGGACUACAUCCACAUCAUCCAGACCCUGCGGGCCAUACAGCAGCUGGAGAGCCCCGGGUACGAGCUGGAGAGGCUGCACAUGGAGGUCACGUCGCUCUGCAGCAGGAUAGAGCUCAUCCCCUGCAGCACGGCCAAGGACCGGCUGGCCCAGUCAGAGAUGGCGAAGCGUGUGGCGAACAUCCUCCGCGCGGUGCUGAGCCUCCAGCAGGGCGGCGACUCUGCCUCGGGGCGAUCCCAUGUGCCCCUCCGCCACCUGGCCCCCCACAUCGGCCGCCUGCCCAUGCCCGAGGACUACGCCCUGGAGGAGCUGCGCGGCCUCACCCAAUCCUACCUGCGCGAGCUCGUCGUCGGCCAAUGAGACGCUUCGCUUUGAGGAAGGGGCGGACCGGUGGGAGGGGCCUCCUGCUUAAGCGGGAAAGCUGAUUGGUUGGGUCUAGCUGUAUCCUGCCCUGGAGGGAUUGAUGGACUGCGAGGGCUGGGUCUUUAGGCCCCGCCCCUUCUGACACGCCUCUUGUAGUUACCUGCGGACGUUCAGUAGAUAAAGCAUUCCUUUGUUUUGUUUUGUUGUUUUUUUGUACUUUUUAGUUGCCUAAAGAUGUGUGUUUAAUAAUUAAACUAUAUUUUGCAGAUUUG